Messenger RNA from Limulus polyphemus (Atlantic horseshoe crab), 573 nucleotides. RefSeq lists its product as uncharacterized. The coding region runs from base 1 to 573 and encodes 190 amino acids. Lineage: Eukaryota; Metazoa; Arthropoda; Merostomata; Xiphosura; Limulidae. Gene Ontology annotation, biological process: regulation of transcription by RNA polymerase II; developmental process. Gene Ontology annotation, molecular function: protein dimerization activity; RNA polymerase II transcription regulatory region sequence-specific DNA binding; DNA-binding transcription factor activity, RNA polymerase II-specific. The record is from RefSeq and is a predicted model, not a curated record. The transcript has a single exon.
AUGGCGUCUUCACUGAACUCACCAUGUCCCGAAUACACUUUGUUGACACCUCUGAGUUUUCAGACAGAUAUAUUAUCUGCAAUGGACGACACCGAUGAUAUAAGUAUAGAGGGUUUACGUCAUUUUUCCAUGUUUGAUCUGUUGACUCCUGCCAACACUGAAGCCACACCACCUUUGAUUAGGCGUGAAAUUGAUAAUGAUAUAAACAAAGUGUUAGAGCAACAUCAGCUGAAACCGAUAAGUCCUAACGUUCCUAAGAAGCCUGACCCCUUCUCCCCUACUUGUAAAAUCCCACUUCCAAAUCCUUACUCAAGUUACGAAUAUUGGCUGGAACCAUCUUUCAUAUGUCGAAGAAAUGAAAGAGAGCGACUACGUGUUCGAAACGUUAAUGACGGUUUUGAACGUCUCAGAAACCAUUUGCCAUUGCCAGAUAAAGAGCGUGAUCGCAGAUUAAGUAAAGUUGAAACGUUACGCAUGGCGAUUAAUUAUAUUCGAGACCUGGAAGACACGCUGAAAGAAACGGGAGAAAACCACAACCCUGUAAUGGAGGGAUCUUCACAGAAAAUUGCAUAA